This is a messenger RNA of Ogataea angusta, 783 nucleotides long. RefSeq lists its product as uncharacterized. Gene Ontology annotation, cellular component: cytosol. The transcript is spliced from 2 exons. Lineage: Eukaryota; Fungi; Ascomycota; Pichiomycetes; Pichiales; Pichiaceae. Gene Ontology annotation, biological process: thiamine biosynthetic process. The coding region runs from base 1 to 783 and encodes 260 amino acids. Gene Ontology annotation, molecular function: phosphomethylpyrimidine kinase activity; hydroxymethylpyrimidine kinase activity. The record is from RefSeq and is a predicted model, not a curated record.
AUGUCUGACAUUUUUGUCGUUCUGGACAACCCCGUCUCCCUCACCCCCGUGGCGACGCCACGCGUGCUCACCGUGGCUGGGUCAGACCCAAGCGGAGGCGCAGGCAUCGAGGCCGAUCUCAAGACAAUAACCAGUUAUGGGUGUUAUGGCCUGACGUGCAUCGACGUGCUCACCGUGCAGAACACCUUGGGUGUUUCUGGCAAGCUGGAGACGGCAGCGGCGGUUGUGCAAGGCAUUCUAGACGCUGAUUUCGCCGACGGUGGAGUUGAUUGCGUCAAGAUCGGAGUUAUUACCAGACCGGUGCUCACCGCGCUAGUGCCCUUUCUGGAGACCUUCCGGCCGCCAUUGGUGGUCGACACAGUUAUAAGUUCAACCUCCGGCUUCACGCUGGCGAAGCAGACACUCGUGAGGGACUGCAUUGCGCGGCUGUACCGCUAUGCCACCGUUAUCACGCCGAACUGGGACGAAGCGAAAAUUAUAUACAGUCUGCUGUUCCCGGACAGCGAUGUGGGGGAACCCUCAAUAGCCGGAUGCGAGGAUCUGGCACGCAAGCUCGCGAGCGCCGUUGGGUGUCGCGCUGUGCUGGUAAAGGGAGGCCAUGUCCCCGCGCAGGGGGCCGUCACAGAUGUGUUGUACGACCGCGCGUGCGACGAGGUGCGGACUUGCGUGCGGCCUGGACCUGCGCACGGCCGUGGAAAAGGCCACAGUGUACGUCCACGACGCGAUCAGGCUCGCCGACUCGACGAUCGGCGCUGGCAACGGUCCGCUAAAUCAUGUCUAUAG